Molecule: messenger RNA, 1759 nt
Organism: Glycine soja
Lineage: Eukaryota; Viridiplantae; Streptophyta; Magnoliopsida; Fabales; Fabaceae
Product: shewanella-like protein phosphatase 2
Exons: 2
Coding region: 273-1433 (386 amino acids)
Molecular function (GO): hydrolase activity
Source: RefSeq, a predicted model, not a curated record
AGAGUCUCAGCCUGGACAUCGGCACAAAGACCUGAAAACGACUUCAAUUUUUCAUAUCUCUGGCUAGUAAUGGUGAUAUUUGAUUCACUGCAUCCUUCAAAAAAGGCCGGCGGGAAAGACCUGAAAAGCAAAAAGAUUUCCCCACGUUAGGCCACACAAGAAAACGACUUCAAUUUCUCUUUCCUAACCUGCAAAAACCGUCACGCAAGCAAUUGUGCGUUUCUGAAGCGAGAAUUUGAUUUGUGAGAGUGGCAUUCAAGAACCACAUCGCAAUGGGAAGUGAAGAGAUCUCAACCUCGCUCUGCGAAGACAUUCCCAAUCUCCUCUCAUCAUUCGUCGACACCUUCGUCGAUUUCUCAGUCAGCGGCGGUCUCUUCCUGCCGCCGCCGCCGCCACCUCCGCCGCUCCCAACGCGCCUCCCCUCACCGCCGCGCCUGGUGGCAAUCGGCGACCUCCAUGGCGAUCUCGAGAAGUCGAAGGAGGCGCUGCGCCUCGCUGGCCUCAUCGACGUCGCGGACCGCUACACCGGCGGCUCCGCCACGGUGGUCCAGAUUGGUGAUGUGCUCGACCGCGGCGGCGACGAGCUCAAGAUCCUCUACUUCCUCGAGAAGCUGAAGCGCGAGGCGGCGCGGCGCGGUGGCCGGAUCAUCACCAUGAACGGCAACCACGAGAUCAUGAACGUCGAGGGCGAUUUCCGCUUCGCCACACUACCCGGGGUGGAGGAAUUUAGAGUUUGGUGGGAAUGGUUCGAAAUCGGGAACAAAAUGAAAACCCUCUGUCACGGUUUGGAAAACCCUAAAGACCCAAUGGAAGGUAUUCCCUCUUCCUUCCGCGGCGUGAGGGAAGAGUUCCACGACGGGUUUCGGGCCCGGGUCGCGGCGCUGCGGCCCAACGGCCCAAUUGCGAAAAGGUUCUUGUCACAAAACGUCACCGUUUUGGUCGUUGGGGAUUCAAUUUUCGUGCACGGGGGUUUGCUGCCACAGCACACUUCGUACGGCUUGGAGAAGAUCAACGAGGAGGUUCGGGAUUGGGUUAAUGGCUCAACAGGUCGGUUUUCACCGGAUUAUUGUCGGGGGGCGGACGGCCUCGUUUGGGUGAGGAAAUUCUCGCGUGGAGAUGAAAAGGAGUGUGAUUGUUCGGCACUUGAGCAUGUUUUGUCUACGGUGCCCGGUGUUAAGAGAAUGGUGAUGGGGCACACGAUUCAGACUGUGGGGAUUAACGGCGUUUGCGACGACAAGGCGAUUCGGAUCGACGUGGGUUUGUCGAAGGGGUGUGGGGACGGUUUGCCGGAGGUUUUGGAGAUUAGUGGCAGUUCUGGGUUAAGGAUAUUAACGGGGAAUCCGUUGUAUCAGAAUAAGGGCAAUGUGGAUGUUGGGAAGGAACAAGGGCUUGGGGAACACGGUGGACCUAGGCAAGUGGAAGUUAAGGCUUAAGGGAUGGAUAUUCGAUUGUGGAUACCGUCAAUGAUGUUUUUCUGAUAAUUCUUCUUUUCAUUCUUUCCUUCCCUAAUCCUUCAUAGUUGAUUGGUCCAGUCAUGUUCAAGACAAUUCUUGAUCAAAGAACCCAUAAACUGGUUUCCUUGAAUGUUAUGGUAGGGGAAAAAAGGCAGGAGAAAAACAGGUUCAAGACAAUUCUUAAUCAAAAACCAGUCCUGUAUUAAACAUGUUCGGGCUGGGUGCAAACUAGGUAUUGUUCAAAUAAACUGAUAUUGACCGUAUUAUUCAUGAGGCCCACAAAAUAUGAUUAAAUCCAAGUGAAA